AUGGCCGACGCGUUUGGGGAUGAGCUUUUCAGCGUGUUUGAAGAUGACUCAACCGCUACAGCUGGAGCCAAAAAAGACAAGGAAAGAGAGAAAGGGAAAUGGAAGGGACCGCCAGGAACUGCGGAAAAGCCUGGGAAACAUUUUGAUGUUAAAUUACAGUCAGAGUCAACUAAUAGUGCAAAAAAGAGAGAGAGAGAUUUUGAAAGCACAGAUGAACCCAUUUUUGGAAAGAAGAUCACAAUAGAAGAGUCAGUAACUGAAGACUUAAGUUUGGCAGACCUGAUGCCCAGAGUCAAGGUUCAAGCAGUGGAGACUGUCGAAGGCUGUACACAUGAGGUUGCACUUCCUGCAGAUGAAGAUUAUCUACCACUUAAACCUCGAGUUGGGAAAGCAGCAAAGGAAUACCCAUUCAUUCUUGAUGCUUUUCAAAGAGAAGCCAUUCAGUGUGUUGAUAAUAAUCAGUCUGUUUUAGUAUCUGCACAUACAUCAGCAGGAAAAACUGUGUGUGCUGACGAUUCUGUGCUGCCUGAGCCGCACUGGAGUCCGCUGCUGCUCGCACAGCUCGCCCUUCCCUCUGAUCCGGGAUUGGCGGCCCCGCCACAGCUGCUGAAGCACCUGGCAUGUCUUUGGGGCCUCUCUGAGCCGGCCGCCGCCGUGCCCCUCGCCGGGGUGAACGCCUCGGGGACUGUCACCAUGGCCCCCGCCGGGGCGCUGCCCGUCCUGGUCGAGAACCUAGGCGCCGUGACCCAGGCUGCUGUCACCAUGUGUGUGGGGUCCUCCACGCCCCAGACCCUGCAUAAGGCGGCCCCCCUGGGCACCCUGGUGACGAGCGUCGCUCCGGCCAACGCGGUCCCUAAACCCAGUGGACCCCAGCUGCCCGCUCCGCAGCUGGUCACCGCCGCCAAAGCCCCCAGCACCACGAUCCUGUUGCCUGCCAACAUUCAACUUCCUCCAGGAACUGUUGUCAUCAAAAGUAACAAUGGUCAGUUGAUGUUGGUGUCUCCUCAGCAAGCUGUAACAAGACCUGGAGUUAUUAAUAACUCUCAUCCACCAAAGCCCCAGAACCCAUUCUCCAAACAGAGAACUCAGGAGGUGUGCAGACUAAACUUUCUCCGGCAAUGUAAGAACUUCCUUGCAAUGUUAAUAAAACUUGCAUGUAGUGGAUCCCGGUCCCCAGAAAUGGGGCAGAAUGUGAAGAAAUUGGUGGAACAACUUUUGGGUGCGAAAAUUGAAGUGGAAGAAUUUACUAGAAGACUGUAUGUUGAACUCAAAUCUUCAGCUCAACCUCAUCUAGUCCCGUUUCUUAAGAAAAGCGUGGCUGCCUUACAACAACUUGUUCCUAACUCGCAGAGCUUUAUUCAGCAGUGUUUUCAGCAGACUUCUAGUGAGGUCGUCCCUGCUACCUGUACCACGACGGGGAGUUCUUCGGUGGUGACACCUGCCUCUUCGUCUGCCCAGUCUGAAAAGACCGCCAUUUCUGGGGCUGCAGCCCCCAGACCUGUGUCCGUCUGCUCCCAGAACCCACUUGCGGGUCUAAAGGGAGCGAACAGCGGCCCUGCUGUGAGGCCAGGCCGUAGCUGCAGCUGCAACUGUUUUGCUUCAGACUUCAAAACCUCUUGUCAAUUCUGGACCAAACAGAACGGUGUCACUUCAGCCCCAGAACCCAGUUGUUUCCGGAGCGGCCGUAUCUUUUGGAGAAGCUUCCACCACAACUCUUUGUCUUCCUACUGUGAAACCUGCUGCUGCUUCAUCUGGGACCCCGUCGGACAAGCCUACUGUGGACACGCCUGUUCAAAUCAAAAAAAUAAGAUAAAAGAGAAUGCAACUGCACCCUUCAGAGAUGAAGAUGACAUCAAUGAUGUGACUUCCAUGGCAGGGAUCAGCUUCAAUGAAGAGAAUGCCGACAUCUUAGCAACAAGCUCUAACUUGGUUGGCACACUUACUCUUUCUUGUAAGGAUGAACAAUUUCUUUUCAUUGGAGCUCUCCAAAAGAAGAUUUUAGACAUUGGUAAAAAGCAUGACAUUACAGAACUUAAUUCGGAUGCUGUGAACUUGAUCUCCCACGCAACGCAGGAGCGUUUACGAGGCCUUCUAGAAAAACUAAGUGCAAUUGCUCAGCAUCGAAUGACAACUUACAAAACCAGUGAAAACUACAUCCUGUCUAGUGAUAACAGAUCACAGCUCAAGUUUCUUGAAAAGCUGGAUCAAUUGGAGAAACAGAGAAAGGAUUUAGAAAAAAGAGAAAUGUUGUUUAAAGCAGCCAAGAGUCGUUCCAAUAAAGAAGAUCCAGAACAGCUGAUAUUAAAGCAGAAAGCCAAACAGUUACAGCAGUUGGAGUUUGCACAGAUACAGCACAGGGAUGCCAAUCUCACAGCUCUUGCAGCUCUUGGGCCAAGGAAGAAGAGACCAUUAGAGUCUGGAAGUGAGGGCAUAAAAGACAACCUCUUUACAUCUGGGACACCCAGCCUGACAGCCACCAGACAGUUUCUUCACCCAAGAACCACGAGAAUUUUGAGAAGUAUGUUGUACAGAGGUUCUGAAGUUAUGCGAGAAGUUGCUUGGGUCAUAUUUGAUGAAAUACAUUACAUGAGAGACUCAGAGCGGGGUGUGGUAUGGGAAGAAACUAUUAUUUUGCUUCCAGAUAAUGUCCACUAUGUCUUUCUUUCGGCUACUAUUCCAAAUGCCCGCCAGUUUGCUGAGUGGAUCUGUCACUUACAUAUACAGCCCUGUCAUGUGAUUUACACAGAUUAUCGUCCUACUCCAUUGCAACAUUACAUUUUUCCAUCUGGAGGAGAUGGCCUUCACCUGGUGGUUGAUGAAAAUGGUGACUUCAGGGAAGAUAAUUUUAAUACUGCAAUGCAAGUGCUCCGAGAUGCAGGUGACUUGGCAAAAGGAGACCAGAAAGGGCGAAAAGGUGGAACAAAAGGACCAUCAAACGUGUUCAAGAUAGUGAAGAUGAUUAUGGAAAGAAAUUUCCAGCCUGUAAUUAUUUUCAGUUUUAGUAAGAAAGAUUGUGAAGCUUAUGCACUUCAAAUGACCAAAUUAGAUUUUAACACAGAUGAAGAGAAAAAGAUGGUUGAAGAGGUGUUCAGUAAUGCAAUAGACUGCUUGUCUGAUGAAGAUAAAAAACUCCCUCAGGUUGAGCAUGUACUUCCUCUUUUGAAGCGAGGCAUUGGUAUUCACCAUGGAGGUUUACUUCCCAUUUUAAAAGAAACUAUUGAAAUUCUCUUUUCUGAAGGAUUGAUAAAGGCCUUAUUUGCCACAGAAACUUUUGCUAUGGGAAUUAACAUGCCAGCCAGAACAGUUUUGUUUACUAAUGCCCGCAAGUUCGAUGGCAAAGAUUUCAGAUGGAUUUCCUCGGGGGAAUACAUUCAGAUGUCUGGUCGUGCUGGGAGGAGGGGAAUGGAUGAUAGGGGAAUUGUGAUUCUUAUGGUGGAUGAAAAGAUGAGCCCAACGGUUGGGAAACAGCUACUUAAGGGUUCAGCUGAUCCUUUAAAUAGUGCUUUCCAUUUGACCUACAACAUGGUUUUAAACUUACUCCGUGUAGAAGAAAUUAAUCCUGAGUACAUGUUGGAAAAAUCAUUUUACCAGUUUCAGCAUUAUAGAGCAAUUCCAGGAGUAGUAGAAAAGGUGAAGAACUCAGAAGAACAGUAUAAUAAGAUAGUAAUUCCCAAUGAAGAAAGUGUUGUUGUCUAUUAUAAGAUUAGGCAGCAGCUUGCCAAAUUGGGUAAAGAAAUUGAAGAAUAUAUUCACAAGCCAAAAUACUGUUUACCAUUUCUACAACCAGGUCGUUUGGUGAAGGUAAAGAAUGAAGGAGAUGACUUUGGCUGGGGAGUAGUGGUGAAUUUCUCAAAAAAGUCAAAUGUGAAGCCUAAUUCUGGGGAACUUGAUCCUUUGUAUGUUGUGGAGGUACUUCUACGCUGCAGCAAAGAGAGCUUGAAGAACUCGGCUACCGAGGCUGCAAAGCCAGCUAAGCCUGAUGAAAAGGGGGAGAUGCAGGUUGUUCCGGUUUUGGUGCAUCUUCUAUCUGCUAUCAGCAGUGUUAGGCUUUACAUUCCCAAAGACCUUCGCCCAGUUGACAACAGGCAGAGUGUUUUAAAAUCAAUUCAGGAAGUUCUGAAACGUUUUCCUGAUGGUGUUCCUUUGUUGGACCCAAUUGAUGACAUGGGUAUUCAAGAUCAAGGACUGAAAAAAGUCAUCCAGAAAGUAGAGGCUUUUGAGCAUCGAAUGUAUUCUCAUCCACUUCACAAUGAUCCAAAUUUGGAAACGGUGUAUACACUUUGUGAAAAAAAAGCACAGAUUGCAGUAGAUAUUAAAUCUGCAAAGCGAGAACUGAAGAAAGCAAGAACUGUCCUACAAAUGGAUGAACUGAAAUGUCGCAAACGAGUUUUAAGAAGAUUGGGAUUUGCCACAUCUUCUGAUGUCAUAGAGAUGAAGGGGCGAGUGGCUUGUGAGAUUAGCAGUGCAGAUGAGCUACUUCUCACCGAGAUGAUGUUUAACGGCCUUUUCAAUGACCUGUCUGCAGAACAAGCAACAGCAUUACUGAGCUGCUUUGUGUUUCAGGAGAAUUCUAGUGAGAUGCCUAAGUUAACAGAGCAAUUAGCGGGACCACUUCGCCAAAUGCAGGAGUGUGCUAAAAGGAUUGCAAAAGUUUCAGCUGAGGCAAAAUUAGAAAUCGAUGAGGAAACUUACCUAAGCUCAUUCAAACCUCACCUAAUGGAUGUAGUAUAUACCUGGGCUACUGGAGCUACAUUUGCCCACAUUUGCAAAAUGACUGAUGUCUUUGAAGGCAGCAUAAUUCGCUGUAUGAGGCGCCUGGAAGAACUGCUGCGUCAGAUGUGUCAAGCAGCGAAAGCCAUUGGGAACACUGAGCUGGAGAACAAGUUUGCAGAAGGAAUCACCAAAAUCAAGAGAGAUAUUGUGUUUGCUGCAAGCCUCUACUUAUAA
Molecule: messenger RNA, 4947 nt
Organism: Elephantulus edwardii (Cape elephant shrew)
Lineage: Eukaryota; Metazoa; Chordata; Mammalia; Macroscelidea; Macroscelididae
Gene: MTREX
Product: superkiller viralicidic activity 2-like 2 (S. cerevisiae)
Exons: 29
Coding region: 1-4947 (1648 amino acids)
Biological process (GO): DNA-templated transcription initiation; maturation of 5.8S rRNA; RNA catabolic process
Cellular component (GO): nucleus; transcription factor TFIID complex
Molecular function (GO): RNA helicase activity; nucleic acid binding; protein heterodimerization activity
Source: RefSeq, a predicted model, not a curated record